UGUUUUGCAUUUGGCAGUCUUGAUGGGAAUUAUAUACAAAUGACUGAAGAUCAUCGAGUGAUUAGCUUGUCCGAGAGAAAACGAUUCCAAGAGGCAGGGCUGUCAUUGAGAGAUGAAGAGUCUCGGAUCUUCGGUAUAAACCUUGCAAGGAUGCUUGGAGACAAAUUUCCAAAACAGCAAGACAGCCGUUUCAGUGCAGUGCCAUAUAUAAGCCAGCCUGUGCGUAUUGAUAAAUCUAGCAAAGAUGUGUUUGCUCUAUUGGCUAGUGAUGGGUUAUGGGAUGUGGUAAGUCCGAAGAAAGCUGUGCAGCUCGUACUUCAGAUGAGAGAGAAAGAGAGCGGGACAGAGAAUAUUGGAGAGAAGAUAGCAAACGGUCUGCUGAAUGAAGCCAGAGCGAUGCGUACAAAGGACAACACCUCCAUCAUUUACUUAGGUUUCGAUACUUCCCUGUAAUGUUAGGAAAAAAAAAACCAUUUUAAUGUAUUUGGGAAGUGUCGUUAAUUUGCGUACAAUCUUUUGAUUUAUAUGUGCUAGUGUAUCCCUAGGGUAUAUGAGAGAGAGAAAGAAAAAACCUCAGUUGCAGAGAGAGAGCUUUUUAGGGUGGGGGGUCUGAGCGAGCGAUGUUGGUUUCAUCUCUUGCUUAUAUAAUAUUAAUAAUAUAAAUAUUAAAAAAAAAUUCUUCUAA
Molecule: messenger RNA, 685 nt
Organism: Camelina sativa (false flax)
Lineage: Eukaryota; Viridiplantae; Streptophyta; Magnoliopsida; Brassicales; Brassicaceae
Source: RefSeq, a predicted model, not a curated record